Molecule: messenger RNA, 1217 nt
Organism: Panicum hallii
Lineage: Eukaryota; Viridiplantae; Streptophyta; Magnoliopsida; Poales; Poaceae
Exons: 1
Coding region: 261-1046 (261 amino acids)
Source: RefSeq, a predicted model, not a curated record
GGUGUCGAUUUAUCAUUAUCCAGAGCCUACGUGGGCCAACGAAAGAAGGAAGAACUCCAUACGUGGACCAACAAAGCAAGUGGGCGUGGCGAACUUUGUCCGUGGGCUAACACAUCAGCUAAUGUAAUGGGCCAAGAGAGGAGGGAAAGAAAGGAAGAAAAAAAAAACGGGAAGAGAGGGAAGAAAGGCCUCUGUCGGCGACGACCGGCGGUCUUGUCUGUACAGUGGCCGCGGUGCGGACAAAGGGGGGGCGGGGGCAAAUGAAAUGCCAAGAAAUCGCAAGGGAAAGUGAAGAGCGCAGGGCAGCCAGCAAAUCGCCAAUCCCAGAAUCGCCACCGAGCCAAGCAAAGCUCCGCCUCCCCAGCUGCUGCUGCUCCCUUCACCAACCAGCCAAGCAAAGCAAGCUCCCUCCACCCACCUGCUGCCGCUGCUGCCGAGCCGAACCCUCCAAGCCCAGGCACAGGCAGGAGUCGCCGGCGGCGGCGGGAGCAAGUAUCUCUGCCUCAGGAUUGGAUCUCCGCGUCCCGUCCAUGGCGGAUCAGGAGGCGGCGUGGCCCCCCUGGACCUCCCUCCUGCUGCGGGCGCUGAGCCGGCGGCGGACCUGGGUGGCGCUCUUCCUGGCCGUGUACGCCGCGCUGCUCUGCUCGUCCUGGAGCCUGCUGGCCUCCGUCCGCGCCUGGUACUACGACUCCGCCUCGGCCUCCUCUUCUUCCGCCUCCGCGUCGCCGCCGCCCCCGGCGUGGCCCGCGGCGCUGUACGCGUCCGUGAUGUACGGCGCCGUGUUCGGCCUCCUGUCCAUGGGCGCCGCGCUGGCCGUGGCGGCGCCCGCCAUGCUGGUGACGUGGAUCACCGUGCUGGUGCUGCUGGCGUUCGCGGGGCGGCCCCGGCGGUCGCUCGUCGCGGAGGGCCGCCGCGCCACGCGGGACAUCGCGGGGCUCGCGCUCCGCGUGCUGCUGCGCGAGGGCAACGCCGUCGCCGCGCUCUGCGCCGCCGCCAGCUUCGCCGCGCUCCUCCUCGGCCGCCGCGACGAUGGCGGCGGCUCCUGACCACUGCUCGAUUCUCUGCCGCGCGCGACCCUGUUCUAUAUUCCCCCCAAUUUCUUCUCUCUCUUUUUUCCUCCUCGCAUCCUGUUCUUGCCGUGCGCUAAUUUGUUGGUUACAGACUUACUACAGUUACUAGGGGUAAAUAUUUUUUAUCACCACACGGAGUUGUUUUUA